AUGUCUAAGUCUCACGGUCGCAAACAGCACUUUGUCCAGGUCGAGAAGGAUCCUGAUGACUUUGUCUUCCUGAAUGUCACACUCACCAUCUUCUGGCGCCUGGCUCGCCUCGAUCUUGUCAAUAACGUGUGGUGCCAUACUCACCUCCACGUCGCUGCUUUCUACGGAUGGGUUGAUGUCGUUGAGGCUCUGCUCAAAUUGGGCAGCAACCCUGAUAUCCAGGACUCGAAGGGAUGUACCGCAUUGCAUGCUGCCUGCGCCUCUGUAGACGAAGGCUCAAAGGAAGUAGUUCAGGUUCUGCUAAAGCAUGGUGCUGAUCCGAAUCAUAAGGCCGAUGUUACAGGCUUUGCUCCAAUACAUCACCUCAUCGAGGCAAGUCGCAAUGCGGCUGAGCCAUGGGACUGCAAUGGAAAGCUGGAGACACUUCUGAAGGGAGGAGCCGAUAUCGAUGCGCCGGAUGCACAUGGCUGGACACCUAUCCAUCUCGCGUCUUGUAUUCCCUGGUGUAAUAGCGUCUUUGAUGUUCUCCACACAAGAGGCGCAAGACUUGAUCUUCUCACCGUUAUGAAAAGAUCUAUCUUGCAUUACGCAGCUAUGUACGGAGACCUGGAUCACAUUUCGUACCUGCGUAAGCAGGGUCUUACAGAACCGGAUCCAGAUGGCAGAGACGCCUACGACCAAACUCCGCUGGAUCUGAUAGUAUGGAGGGCAAACACCAAACCGGAAAAACUCUGGAAGCACAUGAAACAACCCACUGAGGAUGUCACCCAAGCCUUUUGCUCUUUGAUCCAAGAGAUUAGGAUUCAUCGUUGGCGGGAAGGGCACGGUACAAGCUAUCAGGCUGACCACCAUUUGAACCCAGAAAGCCAUCUCGUUGCUCCCCCAACAAACUGGAAGCUUGCCUGA
This is a messenger RNA of Fusarium musae, 906 nucleotides long. RefSeq lists its product as uncharacterized. The transcript is spliced from 2 exons. Lineage: Eukaryota; Fungi; Ascomycota; Sordariomycetes; Hypocreales; Nectriaceae. Bases 1 to 906 code for a protein of 301 amino acids. Gene Ontology annotation, molecular function: protein binding. The record is from RefSeq and is a predicted model, not a curated record.